AUGGCUCCGACGCCUGACCCUCGCGGCGAUGCCCUGGCCGCCCUCAUGCCGCCGACGUCACCCCAUGCCCACCAGGAUCCCGCCGCCUCGCUGCGCUGCUGCUGUGGCCACGACGAUUGCGCCUACCUCAAGCACAGCUGCGAUGUUCUCGAUACCGUCGAGCAGGAUGUCCAUACCGCCGCCAAACUUGGUCAGGCGCUCCUCGCCCGUCAUGAGGCCUACAUGGCCGACGCCGAGCGCGAUCGCCUCGAACUCACCGCACGUAUAGAGCAGCUCGAGACGGACAAGAGGGAACUCCAAGCCGACAACGCCAGGACUGUUGAAGAGAACCGUGCCUUGCUCGACCAGCUCGAGACCCUCAACAACUCGGUCAACAGCUCCGAUACGCGCAUUCAGAGCCUCGAGGCCACCCUGCUCUCCUCUCAACAGGCCGUCCGCCGUCUCGAAGGCGCUGCUGUCCGAGCAGCCGAGCUAGAACGCCAUGUCGCCCUCCUCGAGCGCGAACAGAUGCAGCUGCAAAACACCCUCAUCAGCACCGAAUCAGAGUCUCGCUCCGCCUUGAACCGAUGGAAAAAGGCGGAAAGGGGCAUCACGGAGCUGCAAGAACAGCUGGAACGCAUGGAAAAGGAAACCAAGGACGAGCGAGAGCGCCACGUCGAGGCCAUGGGCCGCGUCGAGCGACAGCGCGAGAUGGAAAAGGAGCUCAACACGGCAGCCGGCCGGCUCAAGGGUGCUGCUGCGGCCAAGUCGCUGGACAAGGGCAAGAACGGCAGCAGUGUCGUGUCCCACUUUGUUCGCGACCUGCUGCAGGACAAUGCCAAUUUGCAACUUGGCAUGGCUGAACUGCGAGAGCUACUGACCAACUCCAACGACGAGAUCCAAGCCCUGCGCGACCAACUCAUGUUCCACCAACCCGUGGGUGAGGGAGAGAGGGAGGGAGAGACGAGCACGGCUUCCACGCUCCGCGCCGAGAUGGAACCUUCGCAGAUGGAGGAGCCAGGCACAACGACUCGACUUUCUCAAGAACUCCAUAUUCAUCACCACUACCACGUGGCAUCCAAAGGCGACAACAAGAAACCCAAGAAGAGGCGCGCCGGCCUCACCCCAGGCAUCUUUACACCCCCCAGCGGCGCCUCGACGCCCGUCACGCCCUUCCGAAACCACCCAUGGCGGCUCUCGUCCCCCGUCCCGCCAACCAUAUCAACCCACGGACACCGCGACUCGACCUCGAGCCUCGCCGCACCGCCCUCCCACAGAUGGUCCAUGUUCUCCGAGCAGCAGUCUGACUUUGCAGCCUCAUCGGUACCCAGCUCGCCGCAGUCAACGAGCCAUCGGUUCUCGAUGUUUGACAAGUUCCCCGACUCGGACUUGCCCGCAUCGCCCACAACUAGCGUGGACCCCAUGUCCCCAACGAUGAGAGCGACACAUCUCAAGCGCCCGUCCGAAGUGUCGACGAGGAGUAUAUCGAUGCCAACAAAACUCAUGAUCGCACCGCCCGCCCCCACACUAGAGGUCACUCAACAUCACUUGGGCCCAGAACCUAUCCGUGAGGAGGUUCACGAGGACGACACUGACAUCGAGGAAGUGCCAGAAAUCGUCACGACGGAGGAAGAAUACAGCUUCUCCACCGACGAGGAGCAGCCACAGCGCCGGCUGCACCGCGUCAUAUCUCACGAGUCCAUCAUGUCCCUUGCUGGCGGACUCGACAUUCAUACGCUCAAAGUGCGACCUAGCCAGCUGACGCUGCGCCCUCUUGGCGGUGCUGAGGCCGUCUUCACCGGAGUAACAGCAUCCUCGACCAUUUCGCGCGUGACCACCAAACGGAGUGCGGCUGUCUUGCGUGACAGUUUGGCCGGCCUGCCAAGCCAGAGGGUGGUAUCGACACCAACCCGGAGCCUGUCCCCAGCGAGUACACUGAACGAGGGCCAACGCAACACGGCCAAGCCGGGCCGAUGGACGAGCUGGCGGCCAUGGGGCAGCGGUGGCGGAGGCGGCGUUGCUAGCAGCAGCAGCACCAACAGCACCCCGAACGAUCCCGAACACUCGCCGACGCCUGCUCUCACGCCGACGCCGACCAACAGAAGGCCGAUAAGGAGAGGGACCUCCACCGGCGUCCGGCAUCAACCAGCCCGGCGCGAUCCCCGGGAAAAGGGUAUUUACGAAAGCCGCCGCAGAGGACGCCGAGCAAGGGAAGCCUGA
This is a messenger RNA of Verticillium alfalfae VaMs.102, 2199 nucleotides long. RefSeq lists its product as hypothetical. Lineage: Eukaryota; Fungi; Ascomycota; Sordariomycetes; Glomerellales; Plectosphaerellaceae. The coding region runs from base 1 to 2199 and encodes 732 amino acids. The record is from RefSeq and is a predicted model, not a curated record. The transcript has 2 exons.